AUGGCCACCUAUUCCGAAGCAAGUUUCAAUUCGCAGCACUAUGACGACUCGAGACCCAAUUACCCUGAACGAUUCUACUGCGAGUUGAUUAAUUAUCAUAAACAAAAAGGUGAUACACAGCUUGCAGUCGAUAUUGGUUGCGGUUCAGGUUUUGUAGCCUUUAAGCUACUUGAAUACUUCAAACAUGUAAUAGGGACUGAUCCGUCCUCUACUAUGAUUUCCCAAUGCCAAGGCAACAUCCCAAAACUCCCCGAAAACAAGACAAUUGAAUUUAUUAUUGGAUCAGGGGAGUUGCAACCAUCAACGAUCGUGCCAGGUUCAGUUGAUCUAAUUACUGGUGCCGAAUGUUGCCACUGGGUCGACCAUGCCAAAUUUUUUUCAGAAUCCGCAAGGGUUUUGAAACCUAAUGGUACUUUAGCAUAUUGGUUUUAUAAAGACCCUGUUUUUGUAGGAUAUCCAAAAGCAAAUGCAAUUUAUGAAAAUUACACCUAUAAUUCCUCAAAGGAGAUGAACCCGGAUGAUGAAUUCGAAAGAUAUAUGGGUCCGUAUUAUCAACAACCAGGUCAUGAUUAUUUACGUUCAUUAUUGAAGGAAAAAUCUCCCCCAACCGAUUUGUUUUAUGACAUUGUGAGACAUGAGUACAUAUCGGAACGUGAUGGUGCUCCUACUGAGAAUGAAAAUGCUUAUGUCACGAAAACACCGUUAUUUAUUCGUAAGGUGAUUGACAUGACAUGGUUUUUGAAUUACGUUAGAAGCUGGAGUGCCUAUCACACAUGGAUGAAAGAACACGGUGGCAAGUAUGAUAUUGCGGAGGUAUUUGUUGAUGAGUUGAAACAGCAAAUGGACUGGAAAGAUGACACAAAGAUUGAGGUCAUUUGGGAUACAGUAUAUACAUUUGCCAGAAAAAAGUGA
Molecule: messenger RNA, 912 nt
Organism: Lodderomyces orthopsilosis Co 90-125
Lineage: Eukaryota; Fungi; Ascomycota; Pichiomycetes; Serinales; Debaryomycetaceae
Exons: 1
Coding region: 1-912 (303 amino acids)
Molecular function (GO): S-adenosylmethionine-dependent methyltransferase activity
Source: RefSeq, a predicted model, not a curated record